Quercus robur (English oak) is the source of this 1428-nucleotide messenger RNA. RefSeq lists its product as uncharacterized. The record is from RefSeq and is a predicted model, not a curated record. The coding region runs from base 1 to 1428 and encodes 475 amino acids. Lineage: Eukaryota; Viridiplantae; Streptophyta; Magnoliopsida; Fagales; Fagaceae. The transcript is spliced from 4 exons.
AUGGACCACAAGACUGAUUCUACACGUAGUGUUGCAUCCCUAACAACCCGAUGGGGAACAAUUAAUAGGGAAACAAUUAAAUUUGUUGGGUCCUUAGCUAAAAUUGAAACAAAGAAUGAAAGUGGAACCACGGCUCAUGACAAGGAUUAUCCAAAGUGGGCAUCUACUAUGCCUAGGGGAGAUUCAAGAAAAGAAAUGCCUCAAACUCCAGAUUUAAUAGAUCAAGGAGUGGGGGCUGAUGGCAUUAUGGAUUUCGAGAGGCCAAUAGGUAGAAAAGCUGAAAAGGCUAAUCGAAAGAGAAAAGAUGAUGGGAAAGAUAUUGCAACGGAAUAUUUGAAAAAGAAAAUGAAAGUUCUUGAAGAAGGUUGUGUAGCCGAAAAAGAGAGAUUUAUCUCCAUGGGUCGUUCUUUUUUUCCUAAAUUGCUUGAUGAUGACUCAGAUGAAGAUGAGAUAAUUAUAAAACUUCUCACGGGUUCGACACCACAACGUAAGCAUCGUCAGUAUAUCGAACGUAAUCAUUUGGCAGGUCAUAGAAGGCUUUAUGAUGACUACUUUGCCGAAGAACCUGUAUAUCCUCCCAACUUAUUUCGAAGGAGAUUUCGAAUGAGACGUUCUCUUUUUCUCCGAAUCUUAUCUAGGGUAGAAGCUCAUGAACCUUACUUUACCCAAAAAAGAAAUGCUGCCAAAAAGCUUGGUCUAUCUCCCCUUCAAAAGAUGGCCGCUGCACUUAGGAUGCUUGCUUAUGGAGUAGCGGCUAAUUUUAUGGAUGAAUAUGUGAGAAUAGCAGAAACCACUGCAAUAACUAGUUUGAAAAAAUUUGUUGCAACAGUGGUUGCUAUUUUUUCAGAGGAAUACUUGAGGUCACCAAACAAUGAAGACAUCGCUAGAUUGUUAGCCCAUGACCAAAACCGUGGAUUUCCUGCACAAGGACGUGCUCCUACAGCUCAUUACUCAAUUAAUGGUGAUGAUUACACAAUGGGAUACUAUCUUGCCGAUGACAUAUAUCUACAAUGGUCAACAUUUGUGAAGACAAUCCCAAGGCCACUAGGAGCAAAAAGAAAAUUAUUUGCAAAAGCUCAGGAGGCAUAUAGGAAGGAUGUAGAGCGUGCAUUUGGAGUGCUUCAAGCACGAUUUGCUAUUGUACGUGGACUUGCACGGUUUUUCUAUCAUGAAACACUACAAGACAUUAUGAAAGCAUGCAUAAUUAUUCAUAACAUGAUUAUUGAAGAUGAGCGAGAUGAAGCUGAAGCAGUGGACUUAGAUUAUGAACAAAUUGAUAAGAUUUCAUGUACACCAAUGUCACGUGAGCCAACAAAUGAAUUUACGGAAUUCAUUCAAGUUCAUCAAUGCAUUAGGGAUCGAGAAGUUCAUUCUCAACUCCAAAUGAAUCUCGUUGAACAUUUAUGGCAAUUACAAGGAGAGUCAUGA